UUCUCUGGUUCUGAUCAAUGAAGAGAGCAUGAGAGAGAGAGAGAGAGAGAGAGAGAGCGUGUCACAGUGUUUUCGUUCAGUACACGUUACCUCACACGCACUCUGAAGUCACAGCAGCGAGAAAGGGCACCCGUAUCUAUCCGUUGCAUUACUAGCUGUUUUCUUUCCGAGAGAGCUCUGCAGGCGUGAAAAUACCGCGAUUCCUGCCGAAGUGGAACGCUCGCCAGUUAUCUUUCCUGGAUUCCCGACAACCUUCUCGCCGCAUUUCUCCAUCCUAGGUUUUCUGGAAUGAGCUGUUUUUCUGCUUGCGUCGUUUCCAUGUCAGCAUGGGAACUGCGGUGUCCAAAAGGAAGAAUAUAAGAAACGAUGCGACAUCUUCCGUGGCAGCAAAAGUUAGAGCAGCGCGAGCGUUUGGAGAGUACCUGUCCCACACACACCCCGAGAACCGAAACGGAUCAGCCCAUCUCCUGUCUGACACGUUUGUGGGCCCAGACUCUGUCUCCCCUGGCGGUGUCCGUCACCACAACAACAACCAUCCAUACCCCCACAGGGGCUCUCCGGCCUCCCCUGAGUCCAGCCUGGUAAAGUAUCCGCUGGACCACCUCCAGCCCCCGCCCGCCUCCAUCACCACCACCAAGACCCGCCUGUCUCUGGAGCGCAGCUUCUCGGCCGAGGAGGACCAGCAGAAGUGUGUGGAGUGUGCCCUGCAGCCCGCCCGCGUCUACACCAUCACUGGAGAGUACGGCAUGCUGGGUAGCAACCGGGGCAGCAAGGAGAGCCUGGAGCUGGAGCUGCUGAAGGGGGCGUCGCCCCUGGUCCAGCCCUCCACCUCCCCCUCCUCCACCUCCUCCUCCUCACCCACCCAGCACCACCUCCGUCACGGUCACCGCAGCAACACUCACCGCGAUGACGGGAGCCAUCGUCACGGCAACCCCGUGGCCGGCGGCAGUGGCAGCAACCAUCACACUCUGACUGUUACCGGUGGGGGAGCCUCCCACCACGGUCACCAUGGCAGCCACCACCACCUAUCCCAGCAGCCUCUGUCGAGCUCGGUCAGCGCGCAAAACAUCCGCAGCUGGGGCGAGGGGGGAAAGGGGGACUCACGGGAGGACUGCAGCCUCAAUGUGGUCUUGGACUCUAGUGGGGCCCCGUCCCGUAGCCAGGGCUCCCUGGAUCUAGAGAGCUCCCGCGAGGCAGGCAAGGAACACAGGCGCCUAGAGAGGAUGUGCAGUGAGGACCGGAUGACUGGGCUGGAGAGAGAGGACAACAACUGGUACCCAAAAGACAGUAUGUUUAGCUUUCAGACUGCUUCUACCACCAUGCAGGCGAUAUCGGCUUUCCGGGGAUUUGUGCAGAGAAAGAGGGGAGAGAGGGAGCUGGAUUCGGCUGAAGUCAUCCAGAGGAACUUCCGGAAGCAUCUCAGAAUGGUGGGCAGCAGGAGGAUGAAGGCACAGACAUUUGCCGAGCGUAGAGCGAUGAGUUUCAACCGCUCCUGGAGUGACCCCACCCCUGUCAAGAAUGACUCUCCACAUGACCCCAGAGACAGUGGGGACCUGCCUGCCUCGUGUGGGACCCUGGAUGAGGGGGAGCGUGAGGAGCUAGACUGGGAGGAGGAGAGGGAGAUGGAGAGACUUGCCUGUGAGGGAGAUGACUUCAUCCCACCCAAAAUCAUGCUGAUCUCCUCCAAAGUCCCCAAGGCGGAGUACGUUCCCACCAUCAUCCGCAGGGAUGACCCCUCAAUCAUCCCUAUCCUCUAUGACCAUGAACAUGCUACGUUUGAUGAUAUCCUCGAGGAGAUUGAGAAGAAGCUAACAGCCUACAGGAGAGGCAGCAGAAUCUGGAGGAUGCUCAUCUUCUGCCAGGGAGGUCCAGGGCAUCUGUACCUGUUGAAGAAUAAAGUGGCCACAUUCGCCAAGGUGGAGAAAGAAGAGGACAUGAGCCAGUUCUGGAGGAGGCUGAGUCGGUUUAUGAGCAAAGUGAACCCUGAACCCAACCUCAUCCAUAUUAUGGGCUGCUACGUCCUGGGCAACCCCAAUGGAGAGAAGCUGUUCCAGAAGUUGAAGAACCUGAUGAGGCCUUACUCCAUCGAAUUUGAGUCGCCACUGGAGCUGUCUGCGCAGGGAAAAGAGAUGAUUGAGAUGUACUUUGACUUCCGUCUCUUCCGUCUGUGGAAAACUCGCCAGCACUCCAAACUCCUGGACUACGAGGAUCUUUUGUGACGGGGCUCCAAGUCAAGUCAGUCCUGUAGCAUAUAUACCGUCUAUACUGGGGCAGGAGGACCUACUGAACACCACUGCUCAACUCAACCCUACUGCUCAACCCCACUGUAACAUCCAUCAUACCUGCUUUCAUCCAGGAAAGGACCGAGAGAGGGGGGUGAUGAAGAGGAGGAAGAAGAGUAGAGGGACAGGAGGGAUAGAGAGGUAGAGGAGGAGGUGAGGGGGGGGUGACAUAGCAGCUGUCAUGGUGCUGUGUGUGUCACCCAUUCUUUAUUUCAACCCUCCUCUUCACCGCCUACGCAACCACAAAGGUCGAGGGUCAAAAAGAGAGACACCAAGCAGAAGGGAUGCUAGAAGGACAGAAAAAGACCCAAAGACGGAGAGGACGAGUGAAAGAGUAGAGCGGGAGAGAGAUCUUCUGUGCCCUUGCUCUCUCCCUUGUGACACGAGGAACAAAAACAUGUAUUAUCAUGUUUGAGGUGCUCAUAGCACUUUAAAGGGCAGUUGUUUGGUCCGGUUCUGGUUGGACCUCUCAGAGAAUCCGGAUUGGAAAAGCACCAUUCAAUCCAUCUGUAGGUGUGUAUGUAUACAUCACAUGAAUAUAGUCUAGCUCUAGUCAUGCAACUUCUCACUCUGUAAGAACAUGAUACAGCGUUAUUGUUUGCUGUUUCUUCUGAACUCUCUUCAAUAACUCAGGUUUUAGCCAUGAAAUCAUCUCUGUUUGUUUGAUCCCCUAAUGCACCAGAUAUUGUAAUCCUCAUUGUCAUUGCCUGGGAUGAAUGUGUAUAUCAUUUCUCUUCUGUCUAUUUCAACUGAUUCAGCUCCAGAGCCAAAAGUGUAGGGGCGACGUCACAAAUACAUAUGUGUGUGUGCAUGUGCGUUCAUAGGUCCGUGUGCGUGCGUGCGUUCGUGUGUGUGUGCCUGCGUGCGUGUGCGUUUUCCCUCUCUGAUAUAGCCAUGCUGAACCGUUCCAUUUCUCACCACAGAGUGAAGUCACUGACACACACUUCCAGCAGAUGAGUUGUGAUGUCAGGUCUGGUAGCAUGGCCAAUAGCUCAGUGUUACCCGGUGGAUCCUUUUCUGCUGUCUCCAUCGGGGUGAUGCCAUUUAAAUGGCCCAGGUCAAUGCCUUCCGUCAGUAGCUGUACUCCAUCUAGCCUCAAGCCUGUUGGUUGCUCUCACCACCAGCUAGACAGUCCUGGCUCCCCCUCAGGACCUCUUCCUCCACUGGGCCUUAGUCCAGUCAGAAAAUAGGCACUUAAUGAAUUGGUCUGAUCUUCAUCAUUCCAAGCCAUUAAGGAGCCAUCUGGGGCUCAGCAGAGUUAUGUGCUGUAAUGUAAUGCACCGAGGGGAGAGAGAGAGUAGUGUGUGUGUGUGUGUGUGUGUGUGUGUGUGUGUGUGUGUGUGUGUGUGUGUGUGUGUGUGUGUGUGUGUGUGUGUGUGUGUGUGUGUGUGUGUGUGUGUGUGUGUGUGUGUGUGUGUGUGUGUGUGUGUGUGUGUGUGUGUGUGUGUGUGUGUGUGUGUGUGUGUGUGUGUGUGUGUGUGUGUGUGUGUGUGUGUGUGUGUAUAUGUCCAUCAGCAUCACACCAUAAAACUAGUGUAUCAAGAACACUGGGGGCAGGCAGUCAGAUUGCCAGAGGACGGCCAGUGGACAUCUAAAAGAGAGAACUCCACACUAGUCAAAGCCACCCUGCUCACACACACACAGCAUUAUUCCCUGCACAGCUAGUUCUUCUCUGUCGGCGCCAAGUCAACGCCACAUAACACGUUAGUCUUCUUUUGUGUGGCUGUUCUGUUGUCCUUUUUCACGUUCUUGAGUUGAGUGGUGGAUAUCGAUGUCAUCCCUCAGAUAGAGCAAAAGAUGCCAACGCAUUGUCUGCGCCGGAGAGCGCUCUCCCUGUUGGAGUCUGAGUCAUGUAGCCCCGACUCUGACUCAGCAGUCAGCAGACGUUCUAUAGGUAGUCUUCUGUUCUCUGUAGUUCAUAUAAGCCUUCAUUGCUGCAACUAAUUAAAGAUGCAAACAGCCAUACUGUCUCUCACUCCACCCGUAUCUUCUCCUUCAUGUGACAUCAAUUUCUAUGACUGUACUGUUACCUUUUCAAUAUAAAGUGUGAGGGAAAUAUAAAGUGUUAGGGAAAUAUAAAGUCUUAGGGAAAACAUAAGAACGGAUUAAAAAGAAAUAUAUGAAAAAAAGAAAAAAAAAGACUAUUUGUUUUAGCUAAUCAUUGAAGCUGUUUGCUUCUUGCCUCUAUCAAUGUUACUGUAUGUGGCAUGGUAUAGAGCGCAGAGUUAUAAUCCACAUACAUGUAUUUCUCCUCCAUUUGUGUUUUGUAGCAGCAACGUGGAAGAGAUGGGGGGGUGAGAAUGUUGAGAAUGCCCUAAAAUGAUUGAUGUCUCACUCUUUUUGAAACUCUCUUGCUAACAACAUGGCUUCAUGUGCAGCGACUCACUGUACUGUACGCUUCAGAGUUCUGGGCACUGAGGGAAAACAAAACAAAAAUGCUUGUUUUCUUUCAUGUCUCAUAGGAACUCAGACAGAGAAGGAUGCUAUUUCUCAUGCCUGCCUUGUAGACAUGGGCUUUGGUCAAAAGUAGUGCACUAUAACGGAAAGAGUGUGACAUUUGGGACGAAGCUCAGUAGGUGUGCUCUUCAGCCACGUCUUCCCUCCUCCCUCCACUGCCCACUCAGAGGUGGCCGGUGGCUGGCUCAGCUGGAAGAUGAUUGGCUUAGUUAGAGGAUCGCUUGAUGACACACUGACGAUGUAUACAGCACGCCCUCCUGGUGGAUUAUGGCCGCGUUACUGGCUGACUACAUUGCAGACACACCCAUGUCAGAUCUCACAACACCUGGAUAGGUGUUUAACACAUCAGCAAACAACAUCAUAUGAUACAGCAGCAAUCUGAUGCCCGACUGUACAGUCGAUGGCCUGGCACACAACCAUUGGUUGUUGCAACGCAAUGUCUGCAAUGUAGUCGGCCUGGAACGCGACCAUUCUGUUUUGGGGAGGGUAAGGAAAGCCCCAUGAUUGAUAUUUAGUUCCAUUAAGAAAUCCACAGCCUUUUGUACGUCUGUUUUAUUAUAUAGCAAGUAGUCUAAACUGAAUUAUAAUCUACAAGUCAUUUAAGAUAAUGUGAUAAUUUGUUUAUUUUGGAGCACUCUGACUCUCAAUGCAUUUUAUGAUCAAUGUAGAUAUCAACAAUAAAAUACACAGUGUAUAUCUCUACUGGUGAUAAGAAUCAUUUCAAAUGACCAACAUCGAAAGCAAAUAUCUGUAGUGAGCCUUUCAUUGUACUUUACCCUCAUGGUAUUGGGAGGGAGAAAAUGCCUUUUUGACUAAAGUUGGCUAUUAAGUUUACUGAGAGAAACGAUGUACACAACUGACAUUGCCUUGUACAUAAUGGGUUAAAGCAUAUUUUCCAGUAAAGUGUUCUGUUGAAAUUAA
Salmo salar (Atlantic salmon) is the source of this 5660-nucleotide messenger RNA. NCBI's taxonomy places the organism in Eukaryota, Metazoa, Chordata, Actinopteri, Salmoniformes, Salmonidae. The record is from RefSeq and is a predicted model, not a curated record.